UUUUGUUGGGGAUUGGUAAGGUAAGAUGGCGGCGCCAGAGGAGCAGGAAUUAUCCCAGGCGCAGACUGAAAAACUCCUUCAGUUUCAGGACCUCACAGGUCUGGAGUCUAUGGACCAAUGUCGGCGCACGUUAGAACAGCACAAUUGGAAUAUUGAGGCAGCGGUGCAGGACAGACUGAACGAGCAGGAAGGUGUUCCCAGCGUAUUCAACCCCCCUCCCUCUAGACCGCUACAGGUCAAUACAGCUGACCACAGAGUGUAUAGCUAUAUUGUAUCAAGGCCACAACCCAGAGGCUUAUUAGGAUGGAGUUACUACUUAAUAAUGCUUCCCUUCAGGUUUACAUAUUACACUCUUCUGGACAUAUUCAGGUUCGCCCUGCGUUUUAUCAGACCAGACCCCAGAGGAAGAGUGACGGACCCCGUCGGGGACGUGGUCUCAUUUAUUCAUAGUUUUGAAGAGAAGUACGGCCGCUCACAUCCUGUCUUUUAUCAAGGAACGUACAGCCAGGCGCUAAACGAUGCGAAACGAGAGCUACGAUACUUACUAGUAUACUUACACGGAGAAGAGCACCAGGACACAGACGAGUUUUGUCGAGCCACGUUAUGUACAGAAGAGGUAGUGACGUUCCUUAACACGCGGAUGCUGUUCUGGGCAUGCUCCACCAACAAGCCUGAAGGAUACAGAGUGUCACAGGCUCUGCGGGAGAACACCUACCCCUUCCUGGCCAUGAUCAUGCUGAAGGACCGCAAGAUGACGGUGGUAGGCCGGCUGGAAGGCCUCAUCCAGCCCGAGGACCUCAUCAACCAGCUCAACUUCAUCAUGGAGGCCAACCAGACCUACCUGAUGUCCGAGCGCCUGGAGAGGGAGGAGAGGAACCAGACGCAGGUGCUGCGGCAGCAGCAGGACGAGGCGUACCUGGCCUCGCUGCGCGCCGACCAGGAGAAGGACCGCAAGAAGCGCGAGGAGCAGGAGCAGAGGAGGCAGGAGGAGGAGGCCGCCCGCCAGUGCGUGCUGGCCGAGGAGAACAGGAGACGGACGCUCCAAGAGGAGAAGGAGCGCAAGUCUGAAUGUCUCCCGCCGGAGCCUGCAGUCGAUGACCCCGACGGUGUGAAAAUAGUCUUCAAACUCCCCAACGACACGAGAGUAGAGAGGAGGUUCCUCUUCAGCCAGUCUCUGACGGUAAUACACGACUUCCUGUUUUCCUUGAAAGAGAGCCCAGAGAAAUUUCAAAUAAUUACAAACUUCCCCCGGCGCGUCCUGCCCUGCCUGCCCACCGAGGAGGAGCCCAACCCCCCCACGCUCAAGGAGGCCGGCCUCAGCCGCUCAGAGGUCCUAUUCGUGCAGGACCUCACGGACGAUUGACACCCAGCUUAUCCCCACCCCAACCCCUCUUGAAAAAAAAAGAAGCUUUUUUUUUUUUUUGGUUCCUUUUUUUUUCUUUUUGGAUUUUUUUUCUUGUUUUUGUAUUUUAUUUCGUUGAAUGACCAUUGUGCACAAGGGAUCACUAAAAAAAAAAAUAACCUCCGGAAGUAAUUUAAGCCCUCGUCCUCCCUCCUGGCCCACCUCCGCCCGACACCCCCCUCCCCAUCCUCAACCCCCCCAACGCCCCCCACCUGACUGAUUUAUCUUUUUUGCUAAAGGAGUGCAACGUGAACUGCCCUGUAAAUAAAAAAACAACACUUAGAUAUUUAAGAACACGCCUGAAAUUCACUAUACUUUUUUUGUUUUUGUUUUUUUUUUAAAUGCGAAGUUGACCAUACAAUGUACAAAAAAAGACCAAAAGCAGUUUGAUGAUGGGGGUUGACAACCAGAUGGGCUUACUUACUUGCACUUCUUAACAGACUGAGAUCAAAAACAUACACCAACAGGGGACACAGGUUUUACAUGUGGUCCUUGUUCAAUAUAGUAUAGUACAAGUCUGCCCAUAGUGUGCCUGUGGUAAUUCAUAGAUGCCUAUUUUGCCCUUCUACCAUCUGAAUGGGCUGGUCAUGUAAAGAUGUAAUUUUCCAACUAUAUAAAUUAAAACGUUUUAAAAAUG
Messenger RNA from Engraulis encrasicolus (European anchovy), 2039 nucleotides. RefSeq names its product Fas associated factor family member 2 (gene faf2). Lineage: Eukaryota; Metazoa; Chordata; Actinopteri; Clupeiformes; Engraulidae. Gene Ontology annotation, molecular function: ubiquitin binding. Bases 26 to 1363 code for a protein of 445 amino acids. The transcript has 11 exons. The record is from RefSeq and is a predicted model, not a curated record. Gene Ontology annotation, cellular component: endoplasmic reticulum.